Messenger RNA from Musa acuminata subsp. malaccensis (wild Malaysian banana), 2133 nucleotides. RefSeq names its product aluminum-activated malate transporter 4. NCBI's taxonomy places the organism in Eukaryota, Viridiplantae, Streptophyta, Magnoliopsida, Zingiberales, Musaceae. The record is from RefSeq and is a predicted model, not a curated record. Gene Ontology annotation, biological process: malate transport. Gene Ontology annotation, cellular component: plant-type vacuole membrane.
GCGUCGACCCACUCCUCCUUGACGUUGAAAAGCCUAAAAGCUUCUCUCUCUCUCUCUCUCUAUCUCUCUCUCGCCACCGCAAGUAACCGAGAACUCCAUACGCACCACCAAAUGGCCCCUAAACUGGGAUCCUUCCAUUACAACUUCGAGCAGCGGAGCAAGGAACGGCUCCUCUCCUCCACCCUCCUCCCCCACCUCUACGAUGACCCCUCCACCCGGCAGGGAGGCUGCUUCCGCCGCCUGGCCGAUCGGAUCGCCGCCGCGUGGGCCUUCAUCCGGUGGUUGGCCGUCGAGGGCUGGGAGUUCGGGCGGUCGGACCCACGGAAGGUGGUGUUCGCCGCCAAGAUGGGCCUCGCCCUCACCCUCAUCUCCCUCCUUAUCUUCCUCCGGGAGCCCUUCCGGGACCUCACCAAGUACUCCGUCUGGGCCAUCCUCACCGUCGUCGUGGUCUUCGAGUUCAGCAUAGGUGCCACUCUAAGCAAAGGGCUUAAUCGGGGUUUAGGAACAUUACUUGCCGGAGGCCUUGCUCUAGGUGUUGCAGAACUAGCAAUACUCACCGGAGAUUUGGAGGAAGUAACUGUAGUUAUUAGCAUCUUUGUUGCUGGAUUUUUUGCAAGCUUCAUAAAGCUCUACCCGACAAUGAAGCCUUAUGAAUAUGGCUUUCGAGUCUUUUUGCUCACAUUUUGUUUCAUAAUGGUGUCCGGAUAUAGGACAAGGGCAUUUAUUGAGACUGCAGUGAGCCGGUUUCUAUUAAUUGCUCUUGGAGCUGGUGUUGGUUUGGGAAUAAAUAUUUGCAUUUAUCCAAUCUGGGCAGGAGAGGAUCUGCACAACCUGGUAGCAAAGAACUUCACAGGUCUAGCUAAGUCUUUGGAAGGUUGUGUCAAUGGAUACCUUCAAUGCGUUGAAUAUGAAAGGGUUCCUUCAAAAAUUCUUACUUACCAGGCUUAUGAUGAUCCUCUGUACAGUGGGUAUCGAUCUGCUGUACAAUCAACAAGUCAAGAGGAUGCUCUUUUAGGUUUUGCUAUCUGGGAGCCACCACAUGGUCCUUACAAAAUGUGGAAUUAUCCCUGGAAGUGCUAUGUUAAAGUUAGUGGUUCGCUCAGGCACUGUGCCUUCAUGGUUAUGGCACUACAUGGUUGUAUACUAUCAGAGAUUCAGGCCCCACCAGAAAGCAGACAAAUUUUUAGCAGCGAGCUGAAGAGAGUUGGUAUCGAAGGUGCUAAAGUGUUACGCGAGCUUGGAGAUUUAAUUAAGACAAUGAGAAAACUGGAUAAACCAAAUUUUCUCUUUGAAGUCCACGAGGCAGCUGAAGUUUUGCAGAAGAAGAUAGACAGGAAAUCGUACCUACUAGUGAAUCUAGAAAGCUGGGAGGGUGUAGAGUUCCCUGAUGGAACAAAGGGAAUCCCUGGCAGACCUAACAUCACGGAAGAUGAUAGCAAAUGCUACACAGCAAGAUCUAAUGGUGAAGCAGUUGUCGAUCAUCGAUCACCACCACUUUCUACAAGUUCUGAUAUUCACAACUUAGUCACAAGUGACACCGGUUCUCUGCCAAAGAUGGACUCCAUGUUCAGGAGGCAGAUGCAGUGGCCUGGAAGGCAGUCAUUUAAUUUAGAAGUCAUGCUUAACGGAGAAGAGUCGAGAACCUAUGAAAGCGCUAGUGCAUUGUCACUGGCAACGUUUGCUUCGCUUCUCAUUGAAUUUGUUGCGAGGCUUCAAAAUUUGGUGGAUGCAUUUGAAGAGCUAAGUGAACAAGCCAAUUUCAAGGGGAAUGUAGAUGAAUCAGUGUCGGAGACUGCUGGGCUGUGGACCAGAAUCAGGAAGUUUCAUGUGAGAAAAGAGGAAUUAGUUUAGAGGGUCAAGGAAUUCGUUGUUCGAAGAUUCCUAAUGGAGUGUUUUGCAGUGAAAUAUCGGUGUUGCAGCUAAAACUUUUGGAGAACUUUUAGUGUUCUCGUCUGGCAAUCAGAUUGCUAUUUCGCAAGCAUGUAAAUAUCCAAAGGCUCAUGUAAACAUAUAAUGACAAGAAAUCGGAUUCCACUGGUAUCAGUUGGGCAUGCAGAUGACCCAAAAAAAUAAAACCCCGUGUAUUUUUUACAACAAUAUCCUAUAAAUUAUUAUUAUUACUUCCAAUAGCCA